AUGGCCUCAUUACUCACUACAAUGUACGAGUUUCUCAAAUCUUCUCCCUCAUACCCUCCGCAGCCCCUCAACCCGCACUUGACAUUCAAACAAUCCUCCUCUUGUAUCACGGUCAACACCUUCACUUGCUAUGACAGCGAGCCCAACUCAGUGUGCUCGUCGCCCUCGACCCCUUCCCGCGCAGCAAAACUCCUGCGUCAAGGGUUGACAUCCUCUCCGGCAUCGCAUAUUGACUCUCCAUCUAGCAACGCCCGCACCCGGGGACAGUUCAAGCCGCAGCGGACCAACAAAGGCACGACGAGCUACCAAUUACGACAGUUUGCCGAGGCGACUUUAGGAAGCGGGAGUCUGCGGAAGGCGGUCAAACUACCAGAGGGCGAAGAUCUGAACGAAUGGCUUGCGGUCAAUGUGGUCGACUUCUACAAUCAGAUCAACCUGCUCUACGGGUCGAUUACAGAGUUCUGCUCGCCGCAGUCCUGUCCCGAGAUGAAAGCUACAGAUGAAUUCGAAUACCUCUGGCAAGACGCCGCAACAGGCUACCCCAAACCCACAAAGAUGGCCGCCCCAGAAUACAUCGAACACCUGAUGACGUGGGUACAAUCCAACGUCGACAACGAAUCGACCUUCCCAUCUCGUAUUGGUGUCCCUUUCCCGAAGCAUUUCCCGAGCACCGUACGACAACUGUUCAAACGUCUUUACCGGGUCUAUGCACACAUUUACUGUCACCACUAUCAGGUCAUUGUACACUUGGGUCUCGAACCGCACUUGAACACCAGUUUCAAGCAUUACGUUCUGUUCAUCGAUGAGCACGGGCUCGAGAAGGGCGGCGGCAAAGACUACUGGGGCCCUCUGGGUGAUCUAGUCGAAAGCAUGUUGAAGAGUGAUUAG
Molecule: messenger RNA, 888 nt
Organism: Exophiala spinifera
Lineage: Eukaryota; Fungi; Ascomycota; Eurotiomycetes; Chaetothyriales; Herpotrichiellaceae
Exons: 3
Coding region: 1-888 (295 amino acids)
Biological process (GO): positive regulation of protein phosphorylation; signal transduction; cell division
Cellular component (GO): nucleus; cytoplasm
Molecular function (GO): protein kinase activator activity
Source: RefSeq, a predicted model, not a curated record